Molecule: messenger RNA, 1111 nt
Organism: Rhopalosiphum padi (bird cherry-oat aphid)
Lineage: Eukaryota; Metazoa; Arthropoda; Insecta; Hemiptera; Aphididae
Exons: 2
Coding region: 1-981 (326 amino acids)
Source: RefSeq, a predicted model, not a curated record
AUGAGUUCUCUUCUGAAAAUAAUUUGUAUCGCUGAAGCUGCUGGUGAACUUGAUGAACCAACACAUAAGCGCAGAAGGUAUUGGGUUCAUCCUAUACAUAGUAGUAAUGAACACGACAUACGAUUUCAAGUGUUUUAUGAUAAUCUAAAAAAAUAUCCUGAAAAAUUUUUCGACUAUUAUCGGAUGUCAAUUUCUUCGUUUGAAGAGCUACUCGAGAAGGUCCGAUCACAUUUAACGAAGGAAAUCACGCACUUUCGAAAUCCUAUAAGCCCGGAAAAAAGAUUGACAGUGACUUUGAGAUAUUUGUCCACGGGAACUAAUUUUGCGGCAUUACACUUUGAUUUCUCCAUCGGAAAAAGUACUAUUAAUGGAAUAGUUAAAGAAACGUGUAAAAUAUUAUGGUCAGUGCUAUUAGAAGCCGAAAUGCCACAACCUACAAAAGAAACCUGGUUACAAAUAUCGGAUUUAUUUUAUAAAAAAACCAACUUUCCGAAUUGUCUAAGUGCUAUAGAUGGCAAGCACAUCAGGUGCAAAAACCCAAACCACGCAGGUUCGCUGUACUUCAAUUAUAAAAAAUAUUUUUCCAUUGUGUUGAUGGCUGUGGUAGAUGCCAAUUUAAAUUUUAUUUCAAUUCAUGUUGGUGCCUAUGGAAGGGAGGCUGAUCCAAGUGUGUUUCGGGAAAGUGUAUUUGGACAAAAAUUAUAUUCAAAUUUACUUCAAAUUCCUGAACCCAGAGCAUUGCCAUCUUCCGAAAAUAAUAUACAACCCUUUGUAUUCGUUGCUGAUGAAGCUUUUGGCUUUCAUACAAACGUAAUGCGACCUUUUCCAGGUCGUGAUCUCAAUAUACUAGGCGUAUAUUUAAUUACCGAUUAUCUAGAGCAAGAAGAACAGUUGAAUGUGCGUUCGGGGUACUUGCAAAUAAAUGGCGAGUAUUACAUACUGCCAUUUUGGUUGAACCAGAAUUUUGUGACGAUAUUGUGAAGGCAUGCUGCAUUCUCCAUAAUUUCGUAACAAAAAAAGAUGGGUGUAAUUAUGAAGAGACUGAAAAGAAUUUCAAUGUUCAACUAAAUAAUUUGCAGUUUCAUGGAAGAAAUGUUACUUCUGGAGGCAU